This is a messenger RNA of Staurois parvus, 429 nucleotides long. The record is from the annotation of a GenBank genome assembly. Lineage: Eukaryota; Metazoa; Chordata; Amphibia; Anura; Ranidae.
AUGGUGGUCGUGGGGAAGACCAGCGCCAUUGCGGCAGGCGUUUGCGGGGCCUUGUUUUUGGGUUAUUGCAUUUACUUCGACAGGAAACGAAGAAGUGACCCCAACUUCAAGAACCGCCUGAGGGAGAGGAGGAGAAAACAGAAAAUUGCUAAAGCGAGAGCUGGUCAGUCAAAGUUACCUGACCUUAAAGAUGCAGAGGCUGUUCAGAAGUUUUUCCUUGAAGAAAUUCAACUUGGAGAAGAACUACUAGCACAAGGUGAUUUUGAAAAGGGUGUGGAUCAUUUGACAAAUGCUAUUGCAGUUUGCGGACAACCACAACAGCUUCUUCAGGUUUUACAACAGACUCUUCCACCACAAGUCUUCCAGAUGCUUUUGACUAAAUUACCAACUAUCAGCCAGGUAAUACUCUUUACAUUCCACUGUGAAUGA